AUGUAUCGUGCUUUUUGGGAUACGAUAUUUCUCAUUGUUGGCUCUUUACUUACAUAUGGGCAAGUACUAGAAAAUUCUACCUCACUAACAACUAUGGCAUUGGCUCCCACAACCACCAUCACCGCAGAAAGUGCUAUCAGCAGCACAGCUAGAGCAAGCACUACCGCUGUUAUCCAAAAGUUUGUGGCAGCUGCAGUCCACUCUCACUUUGCUGACUGCCCUGAGUCUCAUAGCCACUUCUGCUUCCACGGUACAUGCCGCUUUCUCAUUGUGGAGGAGACGCCUGCUUGUGUAUGCCAGCCAGGCUUCAUCGGUAUGCGUUGUGAACAUGCAGAUCUAUUGGCCGUGGUGGCAACUAAUCACACGCAACAUACAGUGGCCACCAUGUUGGUGUUGUGUGUUGUGGCCAGUGUCCUGCUCAUUCUGUUAUGCACUUUGCUAAAUUGUUGUUGGAGGCGGGGUGCUUGUAGGCAACGCCACAACCUUUCCCAUUUCUCAGAAAAGCCAAAUAGAAUCAUCAAGGGUGGGACAUCCUUCUGUCACCCAGAGACAGGGCAGCUAUGCUUUGUAUGUGGCUUCACAGCUCUUUGA
This is a messenger RNA of Electrophorus electricus (electric eel), 591 nucleotides long. The record is from RefSeq and is a predicted model, not a curated record. NCBI's taxonomy places the organism in Eukaryota, Metazoa, Chordata, Actinopteri, Gymnotiformes, Gymnotidae.